AUGCAUCCCAGUUCUACGACCACGACGCCCUUUUCUGUGAAGGACAUUCUGAAGCUGGAGCACCACCAUGACUUCGAGAGUGAUUUUUUGAUGACUGAUCAAGUUGUUCCGAUGCAUUAUCAGCACGUGCACGCUGAGUCUCGGAGCAGGGAGGUUUAUGACUGCCAGCCUGAGCCGUGCGUCUCUGGGAUGCAGGAGAAGGUCGAUACUCACAACUCAGCAGCAGAGGAGGAGAUACAUGAGCAGGACAUCAGCCGUCUCGACUGCUCACCUGACUGUGACAGAAACUCUAAAAGCGGACCCAGGCUGCGCAGGAAGCCCCGCGUCCUCUUCUCCCAGUCCCAAGUGUCCGAGCUGGAGAUGCGCUUCAGACAGCAGCGCUACCUGUCCGCCCCGGAGAGGGAGCACCUGGCCCACGUCCUCAAACUCACCUCCACACAGGUGAAGAUCUGGUUCCAGAACAGGAGGUACAAGUGCAAGCGGCAGAGGCAGGACAAGUCCCUGGAGCUGGCCGGGUACCCAGCUGCACCGAGGAGGGUGGCGGUGCCGGUCCUGGUGCGGGACGGGAAGCUCUGCAGCACAGGUUCACAUCCAGCACCUUAUAAUGUGACUCUGGGACAUUAUAGUCCCGUGUUUGGAUACGGGACCAGCAGCGUGUACGGCUGCAGCUAUCACAGUGUGUCACCUGCAGCAGCUCACAUGUGUAAUAAUAACAACCAGCUGGGUGAUUUAACAGGUAACAACAACCACGGACACUUCAAGCCUUCAUUACAGGGUGUCAGGGGCUGGUGA
This is a messenger RNA of Centropristis striata (black sea bass), 792 nucleotides long. RefSeq names its product NK2 transcription factor related 7 (gene nkx2.7). NCBI's taxonomy places the organism in Eukaryota, Metazoa, Chordata, Actinopteri, Perciformes, Serranidae. Gene Ontology annotation, biological process: regulation of transcription by RNA polymerase II; cell differentiation. Bases 1 to 792 code for a protein of 263 amino acids. Gene Ontology annotation, cellular component: nucleus. The record is from RefSeq and is a predicted model, not a curated record. The transcript is spliced from 2 exons. Gene Ontology annotation, molecular function: DNA-binding transcription factor activity, RNA polymerase II-specific; RNA polymerase II cis-regulatory region sequence-specific DNA binding.